Belonocnema kinseyi is the source of this 7256-nucleotide messenger RNA. RefSeq lists its product as uncharacterized. NCBI's taxonomy places the organism in Eukaryota, Metazoa, Arthropoda, Insecta, Hymenoptera, Cynipidae. The coding region runs from base 122 to 4078 and encodes 1318 amino acids. The transcript is spliced from 2 exons. The record is from RefSeq and is a predicted model, not a curated record.
CGUUAGAUCCUUUAGAGACGUUGAGGGAAAAUUAGUGAUUAAAAUCAAUGUGUACUAAAAAUUCUACGUGGUACGUUCUUAGGAAAUAAAAAAGAACGUGGCAAGUGAUUUUGUGAGGACAAUGUAUUUUUAUCAUGCAGUCCUUCUACUAUUGAGCUGGUCAUGCGUGAAAUCCACAGAGGACAAAAAACUGGAUGUCAUUCUCGACCAGAUUGCCGUCGACUCAAAAAGAGAAGUCGACAAAACUCCACAUGCAGUUUUAGAAGUUGUUUCCAAAAAUCCACCAUCAAAUUCAACGGUUCGCAGUGCAGAAAGAGUGACUCUUCAUUAUGAGAAUUCAAAUGGCUUCGUUCCGUUAAUAGUUUCCGACCAACGAAUAGGAAAAAAUUUGGUGGCAGGCGACAAGCUCACAAAAGAAAUCGAGAAGAAGAAAAGUGAAAGCCUCCUGGAAAAUGAUCCAUUUUAUUCACCAGAAGCAAGAUUUUUUUUCAACCUACCUCACUCAGGUGCAAAUCGCCGAUCUUUGGACUCUGCUUAUAGGCGGAGUGACUUUGAAAUUCUCAAAGUGGAUAAUGAUACUCCUGCUGUGGCAAACUAUCAGAAAUUUUACGAUAAUGUACAAAGUUUCAUGAACAAAAGUCAUGAUCCAGCUGAUAUUGAUAAAAAGAGAUCAGAAAAUAGCAGGAGUAGAGAUCGAGGUAAAAAGGUGCAAAAUCAUAUGGAGAUAUAUGGAGUUGAUUCUAGUCGAGACACUGGAGAUGAUUAUUAUCGUCAUCGUCCGUUAAAUUCAUAUAACAAUAAUCAGUUCAAGUCUAAUUACGAUUCAGAGAAAGUAAAUAAUAAUUACCAUGAGCAGGACAUGUCAGGGUAUAAUCUUCAACGCAACGCCGCGUCGAAAGAGAAACUGACUCUGUCAAGGACAAAUCAUAAUUUGAGGCAACUUGAGGACGAGAAGAAAUUAGAAAAGAGUAAAGGUAUUCUGAAAUCGACAAAUACAAACAACCAAAGCAUCAAAAAUCCUGUGGCUGAUGUUCGACCUAAUGAUUACAAAGUUAAUAUUAAAUUUGGAACUCAAUCUGUAAGAUCUAGUGUUUUACCUUCGAUUCCUCAUGAGAACUUUAGUAAUCCUUCAGAUUCUCGUAAUGCUCAAUCUUCAAAUAUUCACGUUCAACAUAGUUUUAAUCAUCAGGGAACUAGUCGUCAUUAUGAGAGGUCCGAAGACUCUCAAGAUUUUUCAGAUGAAACUGUAGAUUAUGGAGAAGUUACGGAAAACCCAAAAAAGCUUCAUAAAAACAGACGACGACCACAUACUUCGGAAUUUUCCAGGAAGCUUCCAAAAGAACAUCGGGAAAGUUAUUCACAGAACAAUGGAGAAAGAAAACGAGUAAAUUUAUCAAGAACGAAGCAGCGAAAUAGACAAAGAAAUAAAUAUAAUAAUUGGGAUGAAGAAGGUCGUUAUCAGUUUCAAGGCGAAAGUAAUGGGAAUGAAGAUAAACCAUUAGAAAAUACAGGAUCAGAGGUGGAUAAUAUUAAUUUUCAGAGUUAUGAUUCUCAAUCAACAGAUGCUUGGAAACAAGUCGACCAGAAUGUAGAGGUAUCGCACUCGAACGGUUACGAAGUAGAUCAAAUAGAGAAACCAAAAUUGUUAUUUCCGGUUAAUAUGAAUUUGGUACCACUUUCCCAGUUUGAUCACCAAACUGCAUUAGGAAAUAGUCAAGGAUUUGACUUUACUAAUGCAAUGAUUCAGAACUUUGGAGCUGGUAUGUCAAUCAUCAGUACUGCAGCUCCUUUUGAUAAUACACCAACUCAACAUUUAACAACAAAGAAUGGACAAAGUAUACAAAACAAUAGGCAAGUACCAGAUAUUAUUGUAGGUCAAAGUAGUUUGCGGAAUCCUGUUUCUGUUUUUCUACCUCAAGGACAGAAGGAACAAAAUGGCAAAACGCAUUAUAUCCAAAGCACAGUUACUCCACUUUUCACAAUUACUCAAAAUGUGAAUCCAUCUUCUCAUGCGACUGCUUCGAGUACAACAACAAAUCCAGUAUAUACUUCUACUUCAACAGCGAGUCCAGUUUUCCAACAAGUUACUUUAAAUGGAAAUCAAUUUUUAGUGCCACAGCCAACACUGCAAUCUCUUUCAACAAUGCUUCGAAAUAGUCAUUCCAAUGUUCAAGUUCAGUCUCAUGGACUUCAGGGGCAAAACACAGUUCAUUUCCAGAACAUUCCAUCAGCUUCGACUACACAAAAUCCAGUCACCCAAAGAUACGCUACUUCUGGAGAUGGUCAAUAUUUAGCAACUGCUAGCUUAUCAGUCGGAAAUGAAGCACAAAAACCAAACCAACAGAAAGCACUAUUCCAGCCGGCACAAAUGGUCCCAACAAUUUACGCUGGGCUGUACUUGAAUAAUCAAAAUCAAGUGCAACAAACGCCCAAUAAUUUUAUUGUCGCUAGACCGAGAGAUAAUGCGCAAAUACAAAAAGCUGCAAAUGAUGCAUUUAUGAGCUCUGUGAAUGAUUUACAAUUACAGAUCCAAAGAAAUCAGUUAGCGAAUUCACUUCAGGGAGUGGAUAAUAUUGGAAGUACGAGCAAUAAAAACGUGAAUGCAGUUAACGCUUUUGCUGGGAUACCAAUUAAUUUUUAUAGAGCACAGUUUCCAAUUGUGGGAACAAAAAAUGUUGAGAUUGUUAAUCCAAAUGUCAAACCUAGUUCUGCCGAUUUAAAUAUAUAUAAUCCUGUCACACCUAUCAAUCAAUAUACUGCAAUGUACACUACUCAAAUCCCAAUUCUAAGCGCAACCAGUUUUGUCACAUCAAGACCAGCUUCAACGCCUGCUACUGCAGAAUCAGUGCAUCUUAAUAAUUACGUAGAUACUCUGACGGAAUUUGGUACCAAAAUCCCUCCAGUUAACAUGUUUAAUCCUAUCAACUUCGUACCUAACGCAGAUCUUGUCAAAAGCCAAACAAUCUUAAACAGGAAACCUCCUCAAAAUGAUAUUUUACAACAGAAUCUGAACCUAGUGCCUAUCCUCCCAGGAGGAAACUUUUUCCAAAAUUCUCAAGGGGCUCAGGCUAAUUUAGCCAAUCAGCCAAAACUGCAUUCCGAUCUGGCCCAAUAUGCUGAGCAAAUGUUGAAGGAAUCUUUGAAAACAAUGUACAACUCCCACAAAUGGAACAAGGAUCGAAGAACUCCUGGAAAUAUCAGCAUUGCAGACACUUCUGAAAUUGCAAAAUUAAGGAACGAAUUAUUGAGAUAUAACACUUUAAAUUUUGACUCCAAGUUACUAAAGGAUACCUUGGAUGCUCAUCAGACGGAAAAUAAGAUACGAACAAUAAAACCGGAUACUAAUUCAAGCAAGACAGCGUUUUCUAUCGAGCAGAUCGAGCAGAUUUUAAAAGAUGAUUUCAAACGUCACCCUUCAGAUUAUUUUGGAAAAACAGAUUUUGAAACUGAAAGAAACAACCUCAGAAUUAAUAAUUAUCUUACACCUCCUAAGCCAAAUUCGUUUUUGUCUAAAAGUCCAUUUCAUGAUAAGCCAGUGAAGAAGCGGCCUGGAUCUGCUCCUCCAGGAUUUAAAAGGUCUCGUCCAAGAAAAGGUGCUUUUAAUUCAAAACCAACUGCACCUGAAGCUUCUGCUUCGAAUAAUUUUGAGUUUGGUUUUGACUCUUCUCGCUUCAGACAGAGGCCGCACUUCGACCACGAGAUAAGUGAUUUGAGACCAGGGCGUCAUAGCAGUCAUUCUAAAUUCCGACAAAAGAGUCCAGGCUUCCACAAUUAUCCAACUUUCACUACUUCGUCCCCUGACAAUGAACAGCGGACAUCGAGUAAAGAACUUUAUGAUGUUAACCAUCCCAGGUUUCACAAUCUCCUUGGAUUAUUGAUGAAAAACAAGAGGCUACCUGUUGGAAGCUCGCAAAGUUUUUCAAAGAACAGAGACAGGGAAAACUUUGCACAAAUUAUCGAGAAUGAAAAUUUAAGAUUGGAAGAACAGUUUUAUAAGGAUGCUAUGCAAGGUUUCCAAAAGAAAUCUGACCCAACGAAGUCUUACAGCCGCAAAACGCCAAUCGAAAUUUUCCUUUAAGAUCGUCCAAGUCUGAAAUUUUUAGAAGCGUAUAUUAUGGAAGUGUGAGGUAUGGUGCCGGUGUAGUGCACAUUGUUAAUUACAAAUAACGUCUGUGUUUCUUGGUUUUUAUAAUAAUUUCUUGCACAAAAUGAAUACUUUUGGUUUGAAAAAAUAGCACCGUAAUGCUGUUUCUUUUUCAAAUACGUGCAAAAAGAUUAUAUAUAAGAAUACAGCUGUGACGGAAACAGAUGGAAAAGUAUUUUCAGAAAUUAAGCACUUGCAGUAUAUUUUCAAAGACUAACAGUAUAAAAAAAUUUAAUUUAAAUUCAAAUACGUGGAGUAUUUGCUAACUUCGUAUAUUACAAAUUUACUCUAUAAAUAUUCUAAAUAUAUUAAAAUUAAAUGAAUUUUGCAACAUCACAUACCGGGCAGGAAAGCCGAAAAUUUGGGUGCAGGUCGUAACAGUGCUCGGUAAUAGGUCGUAGGUCGGUUACUUGAUCGUUACUGUAUAAAAUACAAAAAGCUCGUUCUCUUGUGACUCACGUGAUUCUGCAUAGCAUUCUAAUUUCUUUUUUUAAUUGAAUAUGUCCUAAAUUAUAUAGAGUUUUUUUAAAGAAAAUACUGUUCUUAAUUUUAAUUUUUUUUAUGCAAAAAAAAUCAAGAGAAAUGUUAAUAAUUAUUUUUAUAUAAACCAUGUAAAGACCUUUACUUGAUUUUCUUUGGUGUCGAAAAUUAAUUUUAAGUAUAAAAUAAUUUGAGGCAGAAGGCGAAAUUAAUAGGAGCUUUAAUUGUUCAAAAACAAUUUUUUUAACGGCGAAAUUUUGCCCCAUGAGAAUGUAUACGUACACUAUUAGAAAAUCUUAAAUCAUCACAUAUUUUUCAGUUACUGAAAAUGCGAACCCACAAAAAAAACUACCCUACAUUUUUAUCCAUUAUUUGCUUGUAAAGUUUCAUUUAUAAAUUUCUCAAUUAAGGAUAAAAAAGAAAAUAGGAAAUAAACACUGAAUGCAAGUGCGAAUAGACAAGUUUAAUAGAAUUUUCACGAAGAAAAAUCGUAUUAGUAAAGUUUUUAAAUUCUCGGUUAUUUAAAAUCGGGUAAAAUUACUCGUAACAUGCCGGUAUGCUACCGAAGCUUCGAGAAUUAAUCAAAAAUUUCAGAAAAUACUCAGUUAUAAUGCUUUUAUGUUAUAUUUAAAAGUAACAAGAUAAUGUUCACUGUGUCAGGCUUAAUUAACGAUAAUUUAGUAUAUAUUUUAAAUAUUUGUAGUUACCCUGUAUCCCCUUUAACAUCUAAAAAAUUUUGUAAUUAGAUAAUGUUCGCGAUCAUAGAAUAAAUUAAAAACAGCGUCUUUCUAGUUACAUUUAAAAUAUGGAAACCUUUGCAAUUCUGCUAAAACUUUAAAAAAAUGAAUGAUUAAAUUAAAAUAAAUAUAAAUAAAUAAAAUAUUAGAAUCAAAUUAGCAAUAAUUAUUUAUUUAAAAAACUGUUCACAUGUGUAACUUUCAGCAAAGUUUUUUAUUUAAACUGAAUAAUGCGAUAUUUUGAAAAUGGAGAUAAGUGUUCUUAGCACCUCUACGCUUUGAAAGAAUAAUGAUAAAGUAUAUUUAGCCAGCCAUCUUUUCCCCCUUGGCUUGAAGCCGCUAAAAAUUUUCAGACAUCACCGUUUUGUUCUAGUUGUCAAAAAUGAGCUUCACGGAAGUUUGGAAGGAGAAAAAACAAAAUUCUCAUAAAUUUUCGCCAAGAACAAACGUCGGGUAAGUCACCCGGAAGUUUACCCAUAUUACCUUACGUUACCAGGGUUAUUUACUCGUCUGAAAACUCUAGGUAUAAUUGGGUUUUAUCAAAUACUUUACUUUGAGUGAUAAGAAGACAUUUAUUUAGUGUUGAUCACGUCUUGAGUAAUUUUUUUUCUAUAAUUAUUCCGCAAGAUUUAUACUUUUGAGAUAAACUGAAAGUUAUAUCACAACCAAAUUUCCCCGUGGAAGCAGAAAUGCCUAACCCAGAUAAAGUGAGCCUCACACGGUAAACUCACAUUUCAAUUAUAAGUUAUAGGACAUUUUAUUUAAAUCCCGGCAGAACACCGCACACCCCCACAUACUCAUCUAAAAUAAUAUUUGAAGAAUAAUCAUAUGAAGUUAUAAUUAUAUUAAUUGCGGUUUUUAUAGUUAUGUUAUUCGUAAGUUCUUGUAUGCUUUGUGUGAUUCGGUAAAUGAAGUGUUGCCGGAUUUACAGAAAUUGGUGGAAGUAUGUGAAUGAGACAUUUAAUAUCAUUAGAAUUGUAAUUUUUAAAAUGUAUAUGUAGAAAUAAGCAAUUCUUUGCAAUGUAUGAUGUGAGAUUUCCUACCCAGACCUGCAAUAUGGCGUAUGGCAAUAAAAAUUAUAAAAACGUCACUGAAAACAAUAUUUUUUAAAUCUUAACAGUAUAUUUAUGUGGAAAUAUUUAACUUCUUAACGAAGAAAACUUCGCUAAACGGCCAAAUGAAAAUGAAAUAUGAAUCGAAACAUGCAAAUGAAAUAGCCUAAAACAAAAUAAUAGUCUGGUCAUUUGAUAAAAAUUCUUGUCAGCGGUCAUUUAAAAAACUUUAUUUAUAAAUAUAUUUAUUUUUUUAAUUCAAUUUAUGAUAACUGGUGUCUUUAAAUCUUACUUUAUCUUUUCUCUAAAAUUUAUUAAAUGUUAAUUUAUAUGCUGUCUCUAAUAGAUGAUUUAUCAUCACAUCAUAUGCCUUUUUCAAGUUUAUAACCAAGGUGAUCGUCUGCUAACUUCAAUAAUGUUUUAUUCUUUUUAUAGUAAUCAUACUAUGAUAGAUGUAAAUUAAAAUUCAUAUUUUAACAAAAUAAAAUUAUUUUUAGAUUUCAAAUUCAAUCAGAUUUCAUAAGCUUGUAUUCGGAAGCUUCAUAAAGAUUGUCAUAUGCGUUUAAAUAUAAUUAUGAUUCCCCUCCAUCUUACACCAAAUAAAAUGUUGUAUCAAUGUUAAUACCAAAAAAAGUUAUUAACACACACCAUAAUACUAGUUAGCUUUAAAAAACAUAGAGAUCUAUAAUCCCAUGCCGAUACUCAAAAUUGUAAAGUAUCUUAUGAGUGAUGUUAAUUGGAAUAAGGAGCAUAAUCAAUGUGUACAUAUAUUUUACAAAUAAAAUAAAAGAAAUCUUAAAUAAUGUUAGGAUUUUCAAAUUUGUUCUCGAUUGUAUUGUAAAA